UUGGAAUGUGGCUGCGGCCGGCAUUUCAAGAAACCCUUCGAACCGACUUCAGUUUGCAGCAUUGAAGGUAAUUUUUUAUCAUUAGUUAUAGAAGACUUUUUUACUCAACCCUUGAAAAAAUAUAUAUCUCUAAUCAUUUUGAAUGCUUCAAGUUCAAGAUUUAAAAAAAUGGAAGGAAGAAACAUUUUGCCGAUUUCUUACUUUUGUCUAUUCUAUUUCUAAGAUUACUUCUACCGAACCAGAAAAUUUGAUUUUUCGAGUUUCAUUAAAAUAUUUGAAAAAUCAGAAUUUCUAAUCUGCAUAAGCCACAAAAUUGGUGUCAGCUUGAUCAAAAACACAGAAAUUAUAUUUGAUGAUUUCAGUCAUUUUAUAGUUCCACAAAACAUUUUGCACUCUUAAAUUCUAUAUUUUCUGGAAAAAACAAGUUCUUUUUUCAAAGGCUCUUUGUGUUCUCAAAUUGUUUUUUCUCUAAGAAAAACAAUUAUCAUUUAUCACAUUCACUCAAUGAUUGUUUUUUUUUCAGAAUUCGCACGGACACGCCCGAGAGCGGAAUGCUCUCUCUUAUGGGAGCGAUAUUGCACGCAAUAUCAGUAAGUUCAUUUUUUUUGAAAUUCAAAUGUAUAAGAGAGAGUAAUAAAACAGCUUUCAGAACACGAGUAUUGUGCCCUGGCACCCGUGUGCAAUUGCCACCACUGCUAACACCAACACCGCUGCCGCCUUUUCCUCGACCUUCCCGUCCACCCUUAACUUAUUUUUAA
Caenorhabditis angaria is the source of this 758-nucleotide messenger RNA. The record is from the annotation of a GenBank genome assembly. Lineage: Eukaryota; Metazoa; Nematoda; Chromadorea; Rhabditida; Rhabditidae.